AAUCACAACUUAUAAAAGAAACAUGAAAUUUGGGAUUAGCGAUCCCCAAUACGAGCCAUCUUCGGUGUGCUGUGCUGUGCGUUUCUCCGUAAUCGGCUUCGACGAUCGACGGUGACAGACACCCAUCGCCAUGAACAUCUUCAAUAAGAAACCCACCGCCAAAGAGGCUCUUCGAGAGAGUAAACGAGAAAUGGCCACCGCCACUAGAGGUAUAGAGAGGGAAAUUGGGGCAUUACAAUUGGAAGAAAAGAAGCUUCUUGCUGAGAUAAAGAGAACUGCUAAGACGGGUAACGAGGGUGCAACUAAAACUCUAGCUCGCCAAUUAGUGAGGCUUAGGCAACAGAUUGCUAAUCUUCAAGGUAGUCGAGCUCAGAUGAGAGGCAUCGCAACUCACACGCAGGCAAUGCAUGCUCAUUCUUCUGUUGCUGUUGGCAUGAAAGGUGCUACUAAGGCAAUGGCAGCUAUGAAUAAGCAAAUGGCGCCAGCAAAGCAAGCCAAAAUUAUACAGGACUUCCAGAAACAAUCAGCGCAGAUGGAUAUGACUACUGAAAUGAUGUCAGAUGCCAUAGAUGAUGCCUUGGAUAAUGAUGAAGCUGAGGAGGAGACUGAAGAGCUGACAAAUCAGGUGCUCGAUGAAAUUGGUGUAGAUAUUGCCUCACAGUUAUCAGCAGCUCCCAAAGGAAGAGUCGGAACAAAGAAUACUGAAGAUGUCAGCAGCUCGGGCAUUGAUGAUCUCGAGAAACGUUUGGCAGCUCUUAGAGACCCAUAAUUUUUGCCUGAGAUUAUGUGAUUCUCGAUCUCAAAGUUUUAAAAUAAAAUUCUUUCUUGAAGUAUGUUUUCUUGUGAUUUCACAAUUUUAGAGUGUAUAUACUAUACACAUCCUUGAAAUUAUGUAUGAAUAUUAAAAUUUCUGAGAUGGACAAUUUUCUUGUAGAAGUUUUAGAUGUAGAUGAACAACGUGAAGUUUGAUGCUAUUUGUAAAUGAGUUGCCAAGUAAAUUUUUGUUGUGGGUGGCCGAAGAAGCCUUUACACGUGGGUGAGCGAAAUUGGGUAAGGGGAAGCAGAUUGAACACUUGUCUAAUGUAUCACUGUUUUGUGU
Messenger RNA from Abrus precatorius (Indian licorice), 1099 nucleotides. RefSeq names its product vacuolar protein sorting-associated protein 2 homolog 3. Lineage: Eukaryota; Viridiplantae; Streptophyta; Magnoliopsida; Fabales; Fabaceae. The coding region runs from base 131 to 769 and encodes 212 amino acids. Gene Ontology annotation, cellular component: multivesicular body; ESCRT III complex. The record is from RefSeq and is a predicted model, not a curated record. The transcript has 11 exons. Gene Ontology annotation, biological process: protein transport; late endosome to vacuole transport; endosome transport via multivesicular body sorting pathway.